AUGAUAAACGAGACGACGAUGAAAACGAACGGAAUCAAUGGAGAAACAAUUGGCGAAAACGACGGAGAAGAAGAGGAAGAAGAAGAAGGGAAUGAAGAUCGAAACCGUUCAUCUUCGUUUCUUCGUCUUCUGAAUGCUCCCAGAAAUUCAGUGUGCAAUGCGAAUACGGUACACAGUAUUUCAUCUUUUAGAUCCGAUCACCUCUCCCGAAAAUCGACACACAAACUUUUGGAAAAUCCAAACCUCUUUGCAAUUGAGUUAACUGAGAAACUAUCUCCUCCGUGGAUCGAAAACACAUUCGAAAAAAGAGAAUGUGUUCGUUUCACAGCACAAUCAAAAGACGCCGAAAGAUGUGGAUGUGGAAGACCUCUGGCCGCCCAUUCAUCUGCUUCUAGACUCUUCUACACACUACCUUACCAAAUCAUAGACAAAGAACAAGAAGUUUGGACCAUCGCUAACAACACUCAGACAUCAACAACCGAUGCUUUCGGAACUAUUGUAUUCCAAGGUGGAGCUCAUGCUCACAAAGCUCAAUAUGUGAGAUUAUCUUAUGAUUCGGAACCAUUGGAUGUGAUGUAUUUAAUGGAGAAAGUAUGGGGACUUGAAGCACCAAGACUCGUUAUCACUGUUCAUGGAGGAAUGAGUAAUUUUGAACUCCAAGAACGUCUCGGUCGUCUGUUCCGCAAGGGAAUGCUUAAAGCAGCACAGACAACAGGUGCCUGGAUUAUCACUAGUGGUUUAGAUAGUGGAGUUGUACGCCACGUGGCAAAAGCACUGGAUGAAGCUGGAAUUUCUGCAAGAAUGAGAUCCCAAAUAGUAACAAUUGGAAUUGCGCCAUGGGGUGUUAUCAAAAGAAAGGAGCGUUUGAUCCGAAAGAACGAGCAUGUCUACUAUGAUGUUCAUUCAUUGUCCGUAAAUGCAAAUGUAGGUAUUUUGAACGAUCGACAUUCUUAUUUUUUGCUUGCUGACAAUGGAACUGUUGGAAGGUUCGGAGCAGAUCUUCAUCUCAGGCAGAACCUAGAGAAUCACAUUGCAACUUAUGGAUGUAACGGAAGAAAAGUACCUGUAGUUUGUACUUUAUUGGAGGGAGGUAUCAGUUCGAUCAAUGCUAUUCAUGACUAUGUAACAAUGAAGCCAGACAUACCUGCAAUCGUGUGCGAUGGUAGUGGAAGAGCUGCAGACCUCAUUUCCUUUGCCGCCAGAUACAUAAACACCGAUGGAACUUUUGCGGCGGAAGUUGGGGAAAAGCUGAAAAAUCUGAUAAAAAUGGUGUUCCCAGAAUCAGAUCAAGAAGGAAUGUUAAGCAAAAUCACAGAAUGCGUCAUUCGAGACGAUCUUCUGAGAAUAUUCAGAUACGGUGAAGAAGAGGAAGAAGACGUCGAUUUUGUGAUUUUAAGCACCGUACUUCAAAAACAGAAUCUACCCCCCGAUGAACAGUUAGCAUUGACAUUAUCAUGGAAUCGAGUCGAUUUGGCAAAGAGUUGUCUAUUCUCCAAUGGUAGAAAAUGGCCGAGUGAUGUGCUUGAAAAAGCAAUGAAUGACGCAUUGUAUUGGGAUCGAGUUGAUUUUGUAGAAUGUCUACUAGAAAAUGGAGUGUCCAUGAAGAAUUUCUUGACCAUCAAUCGUUUGGAGAAUUUGUACAACAUGGAUGAUGUAAACAGUGCCCACUCGGUUAGGAAUUGGAUGGAAAACUUUGAUUCAAUGGAUCCACAUACCUAUUUGACAAUUCCAAUGAUAGGACAAGUGGUUGAAAAACUGAUGGGAAACGCAUUCCAAUUGUAUUACACUUCGAGAAGUUUCAAAGGAAAAUACGACAGAUACAAAAGACUCAACCAGGUUUUCCCCUUUUUGGAAUAUCCAUCAAUCUUUAGCAGUUAUUUCUACCGAAAACGAAAGAUCGUGCAAAAAGAAUUGUUCAAAAAGAAAUCGGAUGAUCAAAUCGAUGAGUCUUCGGAAGAAGAUUUUAGUUUUUCAUAUCCAUUUAAUGAUCUUCUGAUUUGGGCGGUGCUUACAAGUAGACAUGAAAUGGCAAAAUGUAUGUGGAUUCAUGGAGAGGAUGCAAUGGCGAAGUGCUUAGUUGCUAUCAGAUUAUACAAAGCAACAGCGAAGAUAGCAGAAGAUGAAUAUUUAGAUGUAGAAGAGGCCAAGAGACUAUUUGAUAAUGCAGUAAAGUGUCGAGAAGAUGCAAUCGAAUUAGUCGAUCAGUGUUACCGAGCGGAUCAUGACAGAACAUUGAGACUUCUUCGAAUGGAACUUCCACAUUGGGGAAAUAAUAAUUGUCUUUCUCUUGCAGUCCUGGCGAAUACGAAAACAUUUUUGGCUCAUCCUUGUUGUCAAAUUCUUUUGGCUGAAUUGUGGCAUGGUUCUCUAAAAGUUCGAUCUGGAUCCAACGUGCGAGUGCUUACUGCUCUCAUUUGUCCUCCAGCGAUUCUAUUCAUGGCAUACAAACCGAAACAUGCGAAAACCGCCCGUCUCUUAUCGGAAGAAACACAAGAAGAUAUACCAUACCCACGAGAAAGUAUCACAAGUACAACAUCCAAUCGAUACAGAUAUCCAAAAGGUCCAGAAGAACAGAAAGAAACUCUGUUGGAAAAGGGAAACUAUGCUAAGAAAGUUACUAUCAUCUCUUCGCGGAAGAAUUCCGGAGUGGCAAGUGUCUAUGGAUCAGCUUCGUCAAUGAUGUUCAAACGAGAUCCUCAAUUGAGCAAGUUUGAAAAGUUUCGGGCGUUUUAUUCAGCUCCAAUCACUAAAUUCUGGUCAUGGUGCAUAGCUUUUUUGAUAUUUCUAAUAACUCAAACAUGUAUUCUUCUACUCGAAACUUCUUUAAAACCAUCGAAAUACGAAUGGAUUCUACUCGUUUACACUGUGACACUAUCGGUAGAACAUAUGAGAAAGGUAAGGGCGUUUCGAAGUGAGCAACGAAAAAGUUCAAUAGAAUAUAUCCAGCUAUUAACAUCAGAAGGAUCUCGGAUAAAUGAAAAGAUUAAAGUAUUCUAUGCGAAAUGGUACAAUAUUUGGACAUCUGCUGCUCUUUUAUUUUUCCUAUUCGGAUAUGGAUUCCGAUUGGUUCCGAUGUUUAGGCAUUCGUGGGGAAGAGUUCUUCUCAGUAUCAGUAACGUUCUUUUCUAUAUGAAGACUUUCGAGUACCUUUCCGUUCAUCCUUUACUUGGUCCCUACAUUCAAAUGGCGGCAAAAAUGGUGUGGUCGAUGUGUUAUAUUGUUGUACUUCUUCUUGUUCCUCUAAUGGCAUUCGGAGUGAAUCGACAAGCUCUCACAGAACCAAAAAUCAAAGAUUGGAAUUGGUUGUUGGUCAGAAAUAUAUUUUAUAAACCAUAUUUCAUGUUGUACGGAGAAGUUUAUGCCGGAGAAAUCGAUACUUGUGGAGAUGAAGGGACGCGUUGUUUCCCUGGAUAUUUUAUUCCGCCUCUUCUGAUGGUUGUGUUUCUUUUAGUUGCUAAUAUUCUCCUUCUCAAUCUGCUCAUUGCAAUUUUUAACAAUAUUUACAACGAUUCCAUUGAAAAAUCGAAAGAAAUUUGGCUUUUUCAGAGAUACCAGCAGCUUAUGGAAUACCACGACAGUCCAUUCUUGCCACCUCCAUUUAGUAUUUUCGCUCAUGUUUAUCAUUUCAUAGAUUACAUCUGGAAUCUACGGAGCAAGCGUCCAGACACAAAACGUUUUCGAUCCGAGCAUUCUAUAAAAUGGAGUGUGACUGAAGAUGAAAUGAAACGAAUGCAAGACUUUGAGGAGGAUUGUAUUGACACACUUACAAGGACUAGAAGACUGAAAUUAGACACAAAGGAACCAUUGAAUAUGACGGAUUUAACCGAAUUAACAUGCGAACGGGUGCACGAUCUGAUGCAGGAAAACUUCCUUUUGAAGAGUCGUGUGUAUGAUAUUGAAACUAAGAUCGAUCAUAUUGCGAAUUCUAGCGAUGAAGUUGUGCUGAUUCUCAAGAAUAAGAAAAUGUCGCAGAAUUUCGCAGCGUCAUGUUUAUCACUGCCUGAAACUUCCAUUGAAGUUCCAAAGCUGACAAAGCCUCUCAUUGACUAUCAUUUGUCUCCUGUGGUUAUCGAAGAACGUCUUGCAACUCGUUCACCUCUUCUAGCAAAUCUUCAUCGAGAUCACACACUCCGGAAAUACGAUGACGCAAACUUCCAAGCUGGUAAUCUGCAACGUCGAACACGUCUUCAUUCCAGUUCCUGCUCGAUUUCACAGGAUAUGAAGGAAAUGAGAACAAGCGCAAGUUCCAGAAACUUGAAACGACAAGAUUCCGAGGAACUAACAGUUUCAUCUCACGGUGGUUAUGAUUCAGAUAUUUCUGGUCCAGACUAA
Messenger RNA from Caenorhabditis briggsae, 4332 nucleotides. RefSeq names its product Protein CBR-GTL-2 (gene Cbr-gtl-2). The transcript is spliced from 25 exons. Gene Ontology annotation, molecular function: monoatomic cation channel activity. Gene Ontology annotation, biological process: monoatomic cation transmembrane transport. Gene Ontology annotation, cellular component: membrane. Lineage: Eukaryota; Metazoa; Nematoda; Chromadorea; Rhabditida; Rhabditidae. The record is from RefSeq and is a predicted model, not a curated record. The coding region runs from base 1 to 4332 and encodes 1443 amino acids.